Ruditapes philippinarum (Manila clam) is the source of this 612-nucleotide messenger RNA. Its product is annotated as invertebrate-type lysozyme. Gene Ontology annotation, molecular function: lysozyme activity. Lineage: Eukaryota; Metazoa; Mollusca; Bivalvia; Venerida; Veneridae. The record is from RefSeq and is a predicted model, not a curated record.
UAUUCUCUGAACAUUUUGGAUCAUCUGGAGGCAUGCAGCUUUAAUCACUAAGUUACCGCCCAGAUUUGAAUGGGAAAAGGACGAUGUUAAUAAAUGUUUUACACUUUAAUUUGAUAUGAAAAGUGAAUACGGAAGUAAGGAAGUUAAUUCUCUGAUAAAACAAAUAAGACUAUUUUUAUAAAUUACUCACACACACUUUUUAUUGAAGCGUUCAUUUCGCAAAACAAUAUUAAAAUAUAAAUAUUCUAGAAUGAGAGGAAGUUAAAUAUUUAAGUGGAAAGGUUGGAUUUUUCAAUAUCGAUAAGCAUUUUUUUCAUGCUCGAAUAGUCACGUGAUUAGUUAUUUAGUAUUGGUUAAGUAUUUUAAAGAUUAGCAUCCGUUGUGUAAAGUUAUAGUUAAAUUACAGGCAGACUUCAAACAUUACGGUUGUAUCACUCAUGAAAUACUGAAGUACGUCGGGAUUAAAAUAAAACAGAAUGACGAGGGCGGUAAUUGUGUGUUUUAUUUUGCUGACCACAAUUUGUGCUGCAAGGGAAACACUACGGGAUGAAAUAGUGCAGGAAUUCUUUCGCAGCACUUUCGUUGAAUCCUCCGGCCAGAACAAAUCAGUCG